AUGAAACAGGGUGUUUUGACGAAUGGUCGUGUAAAGUUGUUACUAAGCAAAGGAAGUUCAUGUUACCGUCCUAGACGUAAGGGUGAACGACGACGUAAAAGUGUUCGUGGUUGUAUAGUUGACAGCAAUUUAAGCGUAAUUAACCUGGUUAUUGUGCGCAAAGGAGAAAAUAACAUUCCUGGGUUAACUGAUGUUAAUGUCCCAAGACGCCUUGGUCCCAAGAGAGCUUCCAAAAUCAGAAAGUUGUUUAGUCUGUCAAAGAAAGAUAACGUCUGUCAGUUUGUAGUUCGUAAACCGGUGCCUGCUAAAGAAGGAAAGAAAGAACGUUCAAAAGCUCCAAAAAUCCAACGUUUAACGACACCAUUGAGGUUACAGCGUAAGCGUCAUCGACAUACUGUGUGUUAG
Messenger RNA from Heterobilharzia americana, 405 nucleotides. Lineage: Eukaryota; Metazoa; Platyhelminthes; Trematoda; Strigeidida; Schistosomatidae. The record is from the annotation of a GenBank genome assembly.